This is a messenger RNA of Erythranthe guttata (spotted monkey flower), 928 nucleotides long. Its product is annotated as abscisic acid receptor PYL4. Gene Ontology annotation, cellular component: nucleus; cytoplasm. The record is from RefSeq and is a predicted model, not a curated record. Gene Ontology annotation, biological process: abscisic acid-activated signaling pathway. NCBI's taxonomy places the organism in Eukaryota, Viridiplantae, Streptophyta, Magnoliopsida, Lamiales, Phrymaceae. Gene Ontology annotation, molecular function: protein phosphatase inhibitor activity; abscisic acid binding; signaling receptor activity.
GACAAAAAAAAAAAAAGAAUUAAAAAGAGAAUUAAAUUCAGAGAAAAAAACCUCCAUGAAAAUGUCUCCGAAAUCCUCUCUUCUACUCCAAAGAAUCAACGAAACACCAACCACCGCCGCGGCGGCGGCGUGCAAGCAAGCAUACCGCCACCCGGACGCCGCCCAGGUACCGGAAAACGUGGCCCGGUACCACACACACGCGGUGGGGCCCAACCAGUGCUGCAGCUCCGUGAGCCAGCACAUCUCGGCGCCGGUGUCCACCGUGUGGUCGGUCGUCCGCCGCUUCGACAACCCGCAGGCGUACAAGCACUUCGUCAAGAGCUGCCACCUCGUCCUCGGCGACGGCGACGUCGGAACCCUCCGGGAGGUCCGCGUAAUCUCCGGCCUCCCCGCCGUCAGCAGCACCGAGCGACUCGAGAUCCUCGACGACGAGCGCCACGUCAUCAGCUUCAGCGUCGUCGGCGGAGACCACCGCCUCGCCAACUACCGAUCCGUCACGACACUGCACGCGGCGGCGGGCGGCGGCGGAGGCACCGUGGUGGUGGAGUCGUACGUAGUAGACGUGCCGCAAGGUAACACGAAAGACGAAACCUGCGUGUUCGUUGACACCAUUGUUAAAUGCAAUCUUCAAUCCUUGGCUCACAUCGCUGAGAAUCUCUCCAGACGAAACCCUUCUUCUUCUGCCUGAGUAAAACAAUUUUUAAUUACAGACAUGCAAAAUCAAAACUAUUAUUACACACUUGAUCGAUCGAUCCGAUGUUUUUUUUUUCUUUUUUCUUUUUUUUUUUUUUGUUCAAGGAACAUGUAAUAAUUUUUUUUAUGUUCUUUUUUUUUUUUUUUUAAUUUUAAUUUCUUCGCUUUUAGACUGUUAAUUAAUUAUGAACAAUCAUCAAUCGUUCUUUGUCCAGAAUAAUCUUCUACUUUUCUU